AUGUCAGAAAAUAGUUUAAAUACUGCCUACCUACUGGGUGCUUUUAAUAAUAAUUUGACUCGAUGUAAACUCCCAAAUAACAGUGAAGUUUUAAAUUAUUUUAUGUUUAAAUAUAAGGUUUUAAAAAAAAGUAUUCGGUCAAGUGCUACGGAAGUUAUAAAAGAAGUUCAAGAUAUUUGGAGUAUUAUAGAUGUACCACUUGAAAGAAGUCAACAUGUAACCAAAAAAUUGGAGUCACUUUUUAUAGAGUGGAGAAAUUUGAAUAAAAGUCGAUUUAAAAAACACUGUGCUUUUCACAUAUCAAAAAUAAAGGAAUUUACUGAUAAAUUGAAUAAAUUAUUCGAUGUUCGAUUAAAGAAAAAAUCAUCUCAAGAGUUAUCUCCUGAACAACUUUUUUCAUUAGUGCGAAAAAAUAAAGGUCAACAUAUAUCUUUAUCAAUUAACGUAGAAGAUAACGAACCCCCUUUAGAGUCAAUAGAAAAUGUCGUUGAUAAAAAUGCCUUAAGUCGAGCUUUAUCUAGUACAUCUAUUUCUUUUGAAGAAGUGAGCUCUUGUUCUGGAGCACUAAAACGGACAAUAUCCAAUUUUGAGGACGAACUUUCUGAAUACUCAAAUGACAAGAAAAAAAUCAAUAUUAUGACCCCAGAAUUGACAUCAGCUUUGGACAGAUCAAAUAUCUCCAGCAGAAAUGCUACUUAUAAUUUAGUUGCUGCCGCUAAAAGUUUGGGUCAUGAUCCUACAAAAAUUAAUAUUAGCCAUAGAGUGAUUCAUAGAGAACGUAUUAAAAUGAGAAAAAUGGUGGCAGCAGAUAUUAAAGAAAAUAGUUUAAUUGUUGACAACGUAAUAUUACACUGGGAUGGUAAAUUACUCCCAGAUUGUGGUGGACCGCAUAAAGUUGACAGGCUUCCAAUUGUUUUAUCUGGUCUCAAUUAUGAGCAACUACUAGGGGUCCCUAAAUUAGAUAGUGGUACAGGAUUUAACCAAGCUAAAACUAUAGUCAAAGCAUUGAAUCGAUGGAACAUUGUUAAAAAUGUCAAAGGCUUGUGCUUUGACACUGCUUAUGUUAAUUCAGGUGAUGAGAAUGGAGCUGCUGUACAAAUUGAGAGAGCCUUGAAAACAAAAAUACUUUGGUUUCCCUGUCGGCAUCACAUUUAUGAGUUGGUUAUGAAAAGUGUUGCUGAAGUUGUCUGGCAUGUUUCUUCUGGUCCAAGUCCUGCAGUUUUUAACAGGUUCAAGCAAGAAUGGACCACGAUUGAUCAGACAAAAUAUGAAACGGGAAUGGAUGACCAAUAUGUAAAGAAAAUUCUCAACCAUAAAAAACAAGACAUUUUGGAAUUUAUUUCACUUCAAAUGGAGGAGUUUCAACCAAGAGGAGAUUAUAAAGAACUUCUAAAUUUAACCUGUAUUUUCUUGGGAGAAAUUCUGCCUCAAGGUAUUUCUUUUAAAACCCCCGGAGCACACCAUCAUGCUCGAUGGUUAGCGAAGGCAAUUUACUGUUUAAAAAUCUUUUUAUUUAAAAAACAAUUCAAACUGGCUAAAGUUGAAUCAUCCAAAUUAACUCAAGUUUGUAUCUUUAUUGUGGACAUAUAUAUAAAGGGAUGGUAUAGUGCACCAAGCAGUGUUCAAGCCCCGUAUCAAGAUUUUAUGUUUUUGAAGAGCUUGUUGGAUUUAAAACACAUAAACGCUGAAAUGUCCAAUGCUGCGUGUACCAAAUUUCUCAGACAUCUUUGGUACUUGUCUGAAGAUCUUGCAGCCUUAUCAUUUUUCGAUGAAAGAAUCCCAACCGAUGUUAAAUCAAAAAUGGUAAAAGCAAUAAAAUGUCAGCAAAGUACUACUGAUAACACAAGAAAGUUUUAUAUGGAACAAAAAGAUUUAAAAUCAUUUUUCAAUAAAGAUAUGAGUAACUUUAUAACUCAAAAGUCGAUGAUUUUAUUUGAAAAGUUCAAUCUACCUUCUAGUUUUCUUGAUUUGCCUGUAAAUCAAUGGGAAGCUGAUAAAACAUACCAGGAUUCUUUGAAAAUAAUUCGAGCAAUUAAGGUUACAAAUGACAUUGCUGAAAGAGGUGUUGCACUUAUCAAUAAAUAUAAUGAAGGUCUUACUUACGAUGAAGAACAAAGACAAUUUUUAUUACAAGUUGUAGCUGAUCAUCGGAAAAAAUAUCCAGAUUGUAGUAAAAAAAAUUUAUGUUUUUAA
Messenger RNA from Brassicogethes aeneus, 2193 nucleotides. The record is from the annotation of a GenBank genome assembly. Lineage: Eukaryota; Metazoa; Arthropoda; Insecta; Coleoptera; Nitidulidae.